Metarhizium brunneum ARSEF 3297 is the source of this 1254-nucleotide messenger RNA. RefSeq lists its product as uncharacterized. NCBI's taxonomy places the organism in Eukaryota, Fungi, Ascomycota, Sordariomycetes, Hypocreales, Clavicipitaceae. The record is from RefSeq and is a predicted model, not a curated record.
AUGUCUGGCUUUUUUCGCAAAUUACUCCGCAGGGUGUUCCGCAGGAAGGCUAAACCUCGUCGCCGUCUACAGCCGCGUCCAGCUAUACAAUCGCGGCCCAUUCCACAUCUUCCACUUCCAGUCCUCACAGCGGAGGAUGGCAUUUUUGAAAAGCUGACCGUCUCAGGAAAAAAAUACGGCUUGUUUCAUCGUCUGCCUCUGGAAAUCCGUCGGAUCAUUCUCGCUGAAGCGUUCGGCUACCGCACCAUCCACAUUGACCUGGCCUUUGACCACCCGCUGGUAAGACGGCCGAGUCUCACAACUUCAACCAGCAGCUCGCCAGAUGACGCUCGACACUGUGGCCUCGGAAUCAGAUUAGUCCCGGACACGUGUCAGCCGAGGCGUUGGCAAUGGUUCGGCUGCGUAUGCCACCGACGCGCAGAGUGGACGGCCGCAGAGCGCGAGAAAAACUGGUGGAACCUUGGUAGCACGAUUGGGCUACAUGACGACGAAUGUAUCAAAGGCACCGUCUGCUGGUGCAAUACAGGAACGCAACAAGGUACUGGGAGCGACUCGUGCUUCAUUGGCAUCAUGGGCUGGCUCCUGUCAUGUCGCAGUGCUUGCGCCGAGGGCCUCGAGGCUCUCUUCUCGACUAGCACAUUUCACAUUUCCAGCUUGGACCUACUGCUUCACCUGCCCGAGUUGAUAUACCCUCGUUUCCUGCGGCAAAUUACCAGCCUUGAGCUUCUCUGGGGCGAUCACGAACGUUUCCUCGAUCAACAUCCCCUGGCCCAGGAGCUGUGGAAUCCAUCGACCGUGGAGCACGAAGAGGACAAGAUACUGCGUAAAUUGUGUCGAGGCAUCUCGGAAGCGUGCCCAAACGUUCAAAAACUACACGUCUGCAUACAAUUCUGGGUGGUACCAUCCGGAGACGAACAUCCCGAACAGGACCGUCUUCCAUAUUUUCAGCGCAACGUCUUGGGCCCCAUCGAAGACAUGCUGCGCGGUCUUGGGCCUAGAGAUGAAUUCAAUGUGACUAUUCCGGGCGGAGUAUGGCUUAUGCUCUUUCACGAUGAGUACGCUUUGCGAGGACACGAGCUAGUGUGUGAGUUGGAUACUCCAGUCACUGGACGCUUUCAAAAGUCGUUGCGGGGAAGCGGAUCGGAUGAUGAAGAGCUCAGCUAUUGGAUAUGCAGUGGUUGGAAUGAUAGACUGUUGCUGAUGCCCUCGCAUUACUCGGAGUAUGAUAGAUUUUGGGGCAGGCCACUGGCCUAA